Messenger RNA from Dimorphilus gyrociliatus, 3143 nucleotides. The record is from the annotation of a GenBank genome assembly. Lineage: Eukaryota; Metazoa; Annelida; Polychaeta; Dinophilidae.
GCAGUUUGAAAAUGGCCGACGACUCGGACGCAGCUUCGAGGGGAAAGACGUCGUCGACCGAAGACGUCUCGAAUUCAGAUUCAAAAGAUCGCAAUAGCGAUGGAAACUACUUGCAUGUGGAUAGUAGUGAUAUUGCUCAAACAAUUAGCCGUACCCGCCGAAGUAGUUUAAUUAAAGACCCGAAUAAGAGAGCUAUGAAGAAAAAGACUGUCUCAUUUAGUUCAAUGCCAAACGAGCGAUCGGUAACGAAUGCACCCGACUGUUUAAAGAGGAUGCAAGAGGGAACUCAUCUGAUUAAAGUGCGGGCAAAUUCUAGACAUUAUAAUCGUAUAUUUCAAUUGGAUUCAAAGAUGCAGGAGAUCUGCUGGAGACCUUCGACAAAGAAGCCAAGUAAAGCGAAAAUUCUAGUGAAAGACAUCAAAGAGAUACGCGUCGGUAAGAAUACGGCUAACUACGGGGAAUCGUGUUCGUUUACAAUUGUAUACGGAGAGAAUUUUGAAACUAUGGAUCUAGCAGCGUCAACACCGGACGAAGCCUGUAUAUGGGUUACUGGAUUGACUUGUCUAAUAAAUGGCAAACCGGAAGAGGUUGUCGACGAUAGGCAACAAAUGCGUGACGAGUGGCUUCAGGAAGUUUUCGACACAAAUGCCGAGGAAGGCCAUUUGGAUGCUGACGUAGUGAUGAGAAUAGUUCAAGACUUGAAUUCUUCGCUGCCGGACGGUAAAGUAAAGUUGAAAUUGAAAGAAUAUUUGAAUAAGAAGAAUGGUUCUAGCGGAGGACGAAUUAGUAGUAAGGAAUACUCAAACAACGCAGAUAGCCUGACUGUAGAUGACUUGAUGCUUUUUUUGGAAGCGGAACAAGGUAUAGCGCACGUGACUAAGGAACAAUGCCUAGAGAUCAUCAAUAAAUAUGAACCAACGAAGGAAGGACGCCGACUAGGCCGUUUGGGAAUUGAUGGCUUUACGGCGCAUUUACUAUCGAAUGAUUGUAGUUUAUUAGUAGAAGAGGAACGUCGAGUGUGCCAAGAUAUGACACAACCAUUGAGCCAUUAUUUUAUAUCGACGUCGCAUAAUACCUACCUAUUAGAGGAUCAAUUACGUGGUCCGUCAUCGGUUGAUGGUUACGCUAGAGCGUUAAGGAAAGGUUGUCGUUGCUUGGAAAUGCAUUGCUGGGAUGGUGUUGAAGGAGAACCAAUUAUUUUUCAUGGACAUACACUUACUCCAAAAAUCUCUUUUUCUGAAGUCAUAAAAAAAAUCAACGAACUGGCGUUCGAAAAGUCGGAAUAUCCUCUGAUAUUACAUAUAGAAAAUCAUUGCAGUAUCGGGCAGCAAAAGUUAAUGGCUUCGACCAUAACUGAUGUAUUCGGGUCAAAAUUAUACACGAAUUCGACGGAUAAUUUAACCAAGAUGCCCUCUCCGGAGGAAUUACGCGGAAAGAUAUUAAUACAAACUAAAAAGCUACCCGAUGGAUCUGAAGAGAACGAUUUUGUAACUGAUGAAGAAGAAUUUCACGAUCAGUCAUCUUCCGACCGUUCUAAGCGUUCGAAAAGAGAAAGCGCUAAAAAACGUUUACUAGCUAAGGAAUUAUCAGAUUUGGUUUCCAUCAGUAGAACUGUACGUUUCUAUGACUUCGAAACUUCUAAUGCAAAACAACAAUGGUACGAAGUUUGUUCCAUGAGCGAAAGUUCAGCUUUGAAAUUAUCAAAUCAUUCUGCCGACCAUUUUGUUAAUCAUAACAAGAAAUUCUUGACAAGAGUGUUUCCAAACGGUAGCCGAAUUGAUUCUAGCAAUUACAACCCGCAGGACAUGUGGAAUAGCGGAUGUCAAUUAGUGGCGCUUAAUUUCCAAACCACCGGCACGAUGAUGGAUUUAAACGAUGGAAAAUUUUUGCAGAAUGGAGGUUGCGGUUACGUUUUAAAGCCUGGCAUAAUGAGAGAGCAAUUGGCCUAUUUUAAUGCAAAUGCCAAGGACGCUACGGCUGGUAUUGCACCAAAGAUUUUAAGAUUACGCAUAAUCAGUGGACAAUAUUUGCCUAAACCUAGUAAAACGCUAGCUAAAGGAAAUGUAAUUGAUCCAUACGUUCAAGUUGAAGUAUUCGGUAUUCCGGCCGAUUGUGCUGAAAGAAAUACGAAGACCGUUCCCCAAACGGAUAAUCCCGUUUUCGACGAAAUAUUCGAAUUUCAAAUUAAUUUACCGGAAAUGGCUCUAGUAAGAUUUACCGUUUUAGACGAUGAAAGCAUUGGCGACGAAUUUAUAGGUCAAUAUACGAUACCUUUCUUAUGUAUGCGUACCGGGUAUAGGCAUAUCAAGUUAUUGUCUCACGCUGGGGAGGAGCUGCCAAAUUCCACAUUAUUUGUACACGUCCACAUAACAAAUCAUAGUCGAUAUUGUUCUAAGAGAAGGUCCAGAAAGAAGAAGGACUAUACAACUGUUAAACAUAUUGGUGUAAAAACGAUUGACGAUGCAUUUAAAGCAGCGGUUAAUCCAAUGAAAGAGGCGACUGACCUUCGAGACAACGUUCAAUUUGCUCUAGUCGUUUUACGAGAACAAUGCGGCCUCUCUCCAACAGCUAGCAUAAAACAAUGCGUUCGAAUUUUAUCUCGGACCAUGACAUCCUGUAAUGCAACACCUCCUCCAAGUCCAGCUUUGACGGAAGAUUCGACACCUACGAUUGUCUCGCCGUCACCUUCAGCCGUCUCAUUAGCAUUGGUAAUUAAAGAUGAUUUCCCUGGAUUCGAAACGCAGGGUAAUUUACCCGAUAUAUUGAAGAAAAGACUAUCUGCAUUUGAAAAUCUCAUUAAUCAUUGCAAACAAUUAAUGGCCAAUUGCGAACGCAUACGAAACUCAAUUAUUCAAGUUAAACUUCGAGAUAUGGAAUGUCACGAACAAUUGCGUAAUACUUUAGAACAGCAUAAUCUUAAAGGAAAAAAGCUUAAUAAGGCUGCCGACAAUAUCGUAUGGAAUAAUCGAGUACUACAAGGACAGGUCGACUUAAUUGACCAAUCGAAGGAUAACUGCGCGGAAUAUAUACAACAGAUUCAAGAUUCAGCUAGUUCAAUUGGCUUAACUAAGUUAAAUAAUGUAUCUCCCGUCAUAAAUGGUGCUGGCCCGGAUAACAAUCAGCUUCCUUUGCCUCCCUCUUAG